UCCUCACCUUCCCCAUUUCUCUCUCACUCACUCUUCUCUCCAAAAUUGAACUUCUAAUUAAAAUUCAAACUCACCUUUCAUUAAUUUGAUUCUCUCUAAAGUUUGUAAUUUAUAAUUCAAAACUCUUCUUUCAUCAAUUUGAUUCUCUCAAAUAGUAGUCAAAAUUUUACAAGUCUGUAGCAUAGAUUUUUCAAUCUCUUUGAGACGAUAUCAUAAACUAUUCUAGAAUUCUGACAAAGAAGGAUCAUAUAUAAUGGGAAGGUAUAUAAAGAAGUGUAAGGGAAUUGGAGAGGUCGCGAUUAUGGAAGUAUCAGAUGUAGAUUUGGACGUGUCGCGGGCAACGAAAAAGAGGAAGUUAUUUGAUGCAGAUAUGAAGCUUUCUCCGGCGAUACGCUGCUUUAAAAGUUACUCCAGCGUCGUAGAUACGCCGGAAAAUUUAAUUUUUCCGGCGAGUUCAGUCAAUUCGAAGGAGAAUUAUGCUUCGAGUAAACCGGCUUUGAGUUCAUCAUCUUGUUGCUCAAUGAACAGAUCGCUAGAUGUGGAUGAAAACGGCAUGGAGGUUGUAGCGUCCACAGAGAAUAGACAAAUGAAGUUAUCUAGCAAGCUUCAACCUGAAUCCGGGGAACUGGAGUCGACGAAAAUGCCAAAAUAUGAGAGUUCUCCUCCCCGUCGAAUGCCGGAGAAAAUGCCGUCGAGAAAUGAAAUAGAAGAGUUUUUUGCACGAUGCGAGAAAACCAUGUUUAAACGAUUUCGAGAAAAGUACAACUUCGACUUUGAGAAGGAGGAGCCAUUGGAAGGUCGUUACGAGUGGGUCCAGAUAUAUGAGGAACAUGAAACUUGAAAUUCUCUGUAAGAUUUACCCCAAUAAUUGGUACGUAGCACUAGCUAGCUUAAUAACUUACCUAAUUUAGUCUCUGGUAGUAUUUGGUACACUAGUUCCAGUAAUGUUUAGGUUUUAGUUUUCAUGUUUUCAUGUUCUUUUGUUUCUUCAGAUAGUCAGAUGCACUUACAUUAGUUGUCGUCUAAUUUGAUUUUAUAAAAUAAUUGAAUAACCUUUUUACGAUA
Messenger RNA from Lycium barbarum (goji berry), 1065 nucleotides. RefSeq names its product cyclin-dependent kinase inhibitor 3-like. Gene Ontology annotation, biological process: negative regulation of cyclin-dependent protein serine/threonine kinase activity. NCBI's taxonomy places the organism in Eukaryota, Viridiplantae, Streptophyta, Magnoliopsida, Solanales, Solanaceae. The coding region runs from base 254 to 841 and encodes 195 amino acids. The transcript has 4 exons. The record is from RefSeq and is a predicted model, not a curated record. Gene Ontology annotation, cellular component: nucleus. Gene Ontology annotation, molecular function: cyclin-dependent protein serine/threonine kinase inhibitor activity.